UUACCUGUUUGUGUCCCAUAGGUCUGAUCCACAAGAGCCGCUCCUGAAGGAGGAAGUGACUGUGGUUUGAGAAGCUCCACUGCUGUUCCUGUGGGGAGAGCUUUGUGCCUGGGUAGCGAGGGCUGGGGCAUCAGGAGGAUGAUGGAUCGCUAUAAGAUCCCACGCACCAAAGAGCUGGAGUUUGGAGGGCCCCUGGGAGCCGUGAUCCUCAUCUUUCUCAUGCCAGCUACUGUCUUCUAUCUCCUGCUGACAUGUGGCACAGAGCAAGCCAGUGUGCUGAACUUCCCGCCUCCACUUCCACCCCUGAGCACCCUCUGGAACCCCCACACCUUCCUGUUGCUCCUGGCUUGGGUCGGGCUGCAGGCUGCCCUCUACAUGCUGCCUAUGGGGAAGGUCACAGAAGGGAUCGUCCUUCGAGACAAGAGGCGGCUCCAGUAUCGUAUCAAUGCUUUCCAUGCGAUGGGCGUCACAGCCCUCGUGGUGGGGGCUGGACUGGCAGCCGGACUCCGCCUCAGCUACAUCUAUGACCACUUCCUGCAGUUGGCUUUCUCGGCCUUGCUGCUGGCCUUUGGCCUCAGCUUCCUCCUCUAUUUCAAGUCCCUCUUUGCUCCAGAGACAGCACUGGCACCUGGUGGGAACUCAGGGAACCCCAUAUAUGACUUCUUCAUGGGCCACGAGCUGAACCCUCGCGUCGGCUCCUUCGACCUGAAGUAUUUCUGCGAGUUGCGUCCAGGCCUCCUGGGCUGGGCACUGGUGAACAUGGCCAUGCUGGUGAAAGAAACUGAGCUGCGAGGCAGCCCCUCGCUGGCCAUGCUCUUGGUCAAUGCCUUCCAGCUGCUCUAUGUGGUGGAUGCACUGUGGAAUGAGGAGGCCAUCCUCACCACCAUGGACAUUGUGCAUGAUGGGUUUGGCUUCAUGUUGGCCUUUGGGGACCUUGCCUGGGUGCCCUUCACCUACAGCCUCCAGGCCUAUUUCCUGGUCAACCACCCCCAGAAGCUGAGCCUGCCCAUGGCUGUCGGGAUCCUCUUGUUGAAUGGUCUGGGCUACUGCAUCUUCCGCAGCGCCAAUUCCCAGAAGAACACUUUCCGCAGGAACCCCAAUGACCCCAGAGUAGCUGGUCUCAAAACCAUCCCCACAGCCACAGGCCGGCGGCUCCUGGUGUCUGGCUGGUGGGGGUUUGUGCGCCACCCUAACUACUUGGGGGAUCUCAUCAUGGCUCUGGCUUGGUCACUGCCCUGUGGCCUUACACAUGUCCUGCCCUACUUCUACGUCAUCUACUUCACCAUGCUGCUGAUUCACCGGGAGGCCCGGGACGAGCACCAGUGCCUGCGGAAGUACGGGCUGGCCUGGCAGGAGUACUGCCGGCGAGUUCCCUACAGGAUCUUCCCUUACCUUUAUUGAGAUGUGGCCCAGCACUGACUGCUCCAUGCAGACUCAGGCCUGACAACUCACAUCUGCCCGACAUUGCCCCAAAGGCUGGUGGGACACUAGCCUCUGUCCUAAUCACUGGAGCACGCUGUCAUCCCCUACCACAUCUGUGCUAUGACACGUCCUCGCUGAGCCAGUCCCCAAAGAGGAUUAAGUCCAUCCCACUGGAAAUACAGGAAUUUUCCCUCCAGUGUGUUAUUCCAUGGAGCUAUGCACUGUCUAGCUUUAAGUGGUUUGAACAAUGCUGCUCGCAACCGGCCCCUGCGGGAGAGAAGAUCAUCCCGUGAUGAGGCUUUUUUCUUUGUUAUGGAAUAAAUCCAGCCCCCAGGGCAAGUGGGGAGACUUCCACCUUCUGAACAUCCACAGUUGAAGUCGCUUUGAUCUGCUGUGCCCCAAACACCCUCAGCCCUACUGUACACUAAUGGCUGCUUAUCCCUGGUGCGCAAAGGCAGUUUGGGGCUGCACCGAGCUUUGCCAGUGAAGGCUGAAGAGGAACUGUGACCAAAUCGAGGCAAGUGGCGCGGUGCCUAGGAGACAAGAUGCUGCCUUCAUGGCAGUUUCCCACUUGGAACUGUAGAUUUGUUUGUGGGACCGCAUCAAUUCACAGAAAGUGGAUGGCUCACAGAGGCUGAACUCCUAUGUCUCUGUGACCUUCAAGAGGCUCUCAGCAGCUGCCAGUCAACCCACCUUGUGCCAGUACUGCAAUAGAAAGCCAUUGUGCCACAGAGUGGGUGCAGAAAUAGAACAGACUCAAAGUGCUUUGCAAGCUGCUGUGUGUGAUCAGCAGGUGAUGGUUCUCUCCCCAUCCUGGAGUCUAGAGAGACCUACACGAAGUUGUCCGUGCUCCCCACAGUUCACACUAGAUCAGUGGUUCCCAAGUUUUUUACCUCACACUCCCCCUUACCUCUGUCUACCACCCCACCUAAGGCUGGGAGCAAGGACACGGCUCUAGGAGGGGGGGAUGUAGACAAGGGUAUGAGGGCUGAGGCUGGAGCCAGAGCUGAGAGCCAGGCCAGGAGCAGAGUGUUGACCAGGAGCCUUGGCUGGUGGCCAGGGCCCCAGGCACAGGAAGAUGGUGGCCAGAAUCCUAGGCAUGGGGAGCCAGGGCCAGCAGCCAGGGCAGAACUGGGUGGUACUCCCUCCCUACCCCCAUGUGCCUCUAAACAUUCCCCUACACCCCUUUAGAGGCACGUGCCUCAGUCUGGGGACCUCUGCAGUAGAUGACUCAUCUAUAAGUAGUAUCCAGAGUUUUCCUAGAGUCAUCAAAUUUAAGUCCAGAAGGAACCACCAGGUCAUCUAUUCUGACUCCUGCGUAUCACAAGCCACCAACACACUGAACCUGACAACUGAAAUGAGACCAAGAUACUACAGCCUACAGGAGCCUAAGCUAUCGUGGCUACAUCUACACUGCAAUGCUAUUUUGGGAUACAGCAAGCCCGUUAUUUCAAAAUAUAAUGGGCUCACUAUUCUGACAUCCCUGUAAGCCUCAUUCCACGAGGAGUAAGGAACAUUUCGGAACAGCGGGUUAUUUCGAAAGUUGGCACCAAACUACAAAAUAAGCUAUUUCGAAAUAAGAUCAAAAUAAGAUACGCAAUUUGAGCCACGCAAAUUGCGUAUCUUAUUUCAAGCUACGGUGCAGUGUAGACUUACCCUAAGUGUCAUAGACACAAAGUAGGAGGGACCAAGGUGAACCAAGGUCCCUGCAAUGGCAGGGAGUUGAUUAAGUAAGAUAUACCCAGAUAUGGGGUCAGAAAGAGACCUGGUACCAGCAUUGCUGGGAGGAUCUCACUAGUAAUACGAUCGUAUGUUACUCAAGUGCUCCACAUGCAGAAAUCACUUUAUGCCACUGCCUCUGAGGUGGAACACAGCAGGGCUACGUCUACACUGGCACCCUUUUCCGGAAAUGCUUAAAAUGGAACAGUUUUCUGUUAUAAGUAUUUCCGGAAAAAGCGCAUCUACAUUGGCGGGAUGCUUU
Messenger RNA from Pelodiscus sinensis (Chinese soft-shelled turtle), 3403 nucleotides. The record is from RefSeq and is a predicted model, not a curated record. NCBI's taxonomy places the organism in Eukaryota, Metazoa, Chordata, Testudines, Trionychidae.